Molecule: messenger RNA, 1801 nt
Organism: Orycteropus afer afer
Lineage: Eukaryota; Metazoa; Chordata; Mammalia; Tubulidentata; Orycteropodidae
Source: RefSeq, a predicted model, not a curated record
AGGAUUGGAACAUCAAUUAACAUCUGACCACUGCCAACCUGCCCACAUCGACUGCACUUCUGGGCUCCAGAGAGGAAGCAGGUCUUGCAGUGCACCAUGAUUUCAUCGUUCUUAGUGUUGGCCAUUGGUGCCUGUCUUUCCAACUCCUUAGUGCCGGAGAAAGAGAAAGACCCUAAUUAUUGGCGAGGCCAGGCUCAGCAGACUCUGAAAAAAGCCCUGGAACUUCAGAAUCUCAACACCAAUGUGGCUAAGAACAUCAUCAUGUUCCUGGGAGAUGGGUCAGCUCCACCACAAGCCCGGGGAGGAGACCAGGCUGGAGAUGGACAAGUUCCCCUUCGUGGCCCUUUCCAAGACCUACAACACCAACGCUCAGGUUCCUGACAGCGCGGGCACUGCCACAGCCUAUUUGUGUGGGGUGAAGGCCAAUGAGGGCACCGUGGGGGUGAGUGCUGCAACCGAGCGCUCCCAGUGCAACACAACUCAGGGAAACGAGGUUACCUCCAUCUUGCACUGGGCCAAGGAUGCUGGCAAGUCUGUGGGCAUUGUGACCACCACCCGAGUGAACCAUGCCACUCCCAGUGCUGCCUAUGCCCACUCUGCUGACCGGGACUGGUACUCGGACAAUGAGAUGCCCCCAGAGGCCCUGAGCCAGGGCUGCAAGGAUAUUGCCUACCAGCUCAUGCACAACAUCAAGGACAUUGAGGUGAUCAUGGGAGGUGGCCGGAAGUAUAUGUUCCCCAAGAAUAGAACUGAUAUAGAGUAUGAGAUGGAUGACAAGGCCAGGGGCACGAGGCUAGAUGGUCUGAACCUCAUCGACAUCUGGAAGAGCUUCAAACCGAGACACAAGCACUCCCACUACGUCUGGAACCGCACUGAACUCCUAGCCCUCGACCUUCACGCCGUGGACUACCUCUUGGGUCUCUUCGAGCCAGGGGACAUGCAGUACGAGCUGAACAGGGACAACGUAACUGACCCAUCACUCUCCGAGAUGGUGGAAGUGGCCAUCAAGAUCCUGAAGAAGAAUCCCAAAGGCUUCUUCUUGCUUGUGGAAGGAGGCAGAAUUGACCAUGGACACCAUGAGGGUAAAGCCAAGCAGGCCCUGCACGAGGCAGUGGAGAUGGACCAGGCCAUUGGCCAGGCGGGCAUCAUGACUUCUCUGGAAGACACACUGACUGUGGUCACUGCUGACCACUCCCACGUCUUCACCUUCGGUGGCUACACCCCCCGUGGAAACUCCAUUUUUGGUCUGGCCCCCAUGUUGAGUGACACAGACAAGAAGCCCUUCACUGCCAUCCUGUAUGGCAAUGGUCCUGGCUACAAGGUGGUGGGCGGUGAACGAGAGAAUGUCUCCAUGGUGGACUACGCUCACAACAACUACCAGGCUCAGUCAGCUGUGCCCCUGCGCCAUGAAACCCACGGCGGGGAGGACGUAGCGGUCUUCGCCAAGGGCCCCCUGGCACACUUGCUGCACGGUGUCCACGAGCAGAACUACAUCCCCCAUGUGAUGGCUUAUGCAGCCUGUAUUGGUGCCAACCGCGACCACUGUGCCUUGGACAACUCGGCAGGCAGCCCCUCUCCAGGCAUUCUGCUGCUUCUGUUGGCCCUGCUGCCUGUGAGCAUCCUGUUCUGAGGGCCCAAGGCCCGGGCACACACCAGCCAAUGACAGAUGGCCAGCCUCCCUCUCCCUGAGCUGCCCUCCUGCCUGGCAGCCCACACCUCAAGAGGCAGGGAGGUGGAGGCCUAUGCCACCUCCACAGCUGCCAGAAAGGGGACCCAGGAAACCAAAGUCUGCUGCCCACCU